Molecule: messenger RNA, 1386 nt
Organism: Tupaia belangeri chinensis (Chinese tree shrew)
Lineage: Eukaryota; Metazoa; Chordata; Mammalia; Scandentia; Tupaiidae
Gene: CUNH8orf74
Product: chromosome unknown C8orf74 homolog
Exons: 5
Coding region: 28-909 (293 amino acids)
Source: RefSeq, a predicted model, not a curated record
GUUUCCUAGCAACUGGAUGCAGGGGCCAUGGCUCUUUUAACACCCCAGGGAGUGAAAGAAGUCUUCCAAUUUCAGAAAUCAAAAGGUCGGGAGCAUCUGCGGAAGCUUCUGAACUGGGAGGAGUUUGAUGACGUGAGAGACUCCCGCCGAAGCAUCCUGCUGGACACCCUCUACGAGAGCAUCGUCUUCGCAGUGGGCAAAGGCUUCCCGUGGGCGGAGGUGGCCCGAGUGGUCAAGUUCACAGAUGAGUUGCUCAAGGAAACCAAAGGCUGCUCCAUCACUGAAGCUGUGACAAUCCUGGGGAACAAGCUCAGGGAUUAUCAGAGGCAGUUCAACACCACCCACCUGCUGGCCCUCUGUGACUACUUCCACAACACCUUCAUCCGCCACUACAAACUCUACCAGUAUGUCCUGGGCCAAGACCGAGACGUCAGCUUGACCGUCGGUCACGUGGAGGUGUGUGCACCACCCCAGCCUCUCCCACUGGCCGAGGGCAUGGACAAGGACAUCUGGGAGCAUGAGCAGGAGGUGGCCCAGCUCAGCACAGCGGAGGUCCAAAAGCACACCAACACACUGCUCCUGAAGGAGGCGCUGCACAUGGAGCAGGAGCACACACUGCAGAAGGUGUUCCAGAAGGCAGCCGCACAGCCCAGGCGGCUCCUAAGGAGAGAGGAGUUAGAAAAACUCAUCAGGGAGGCCAUUCACACCCAGAUCGAAUGCCUGAAGGAGCUGCUGCAGUACGAGAUUCAGAUCACUUUUGAUAUUUUGGACCUGAAGCUGCAGAAGAAGACUUUAAAUCUCAACACUCCUACCCCAUUCCUUCCCAUGACCACUGGCCAGCCUGUCCAAGAUGAAUCUCUGAAGCCCCACAAAGGAAACAAAGGAAAGAAAGCAAAAGCAAAGAAGUAGAAGGCCCUGGUGACCUUUGUUCAAAGACCCUGACUUAGGAAGGGCCAUCAGCAUUGUGAGAAUGUGGUGAGGUGUGCUCAGCACUCACAGAUCAGAGACUCCUAACUAUUAAAAGAAACGAAGCAGCUCUGUACCUUGUCUCUAGGAAACCAUGUUCAAUCACCUGCCUAUCCAACCAUGUGGCUUUUUCCUGCUUGGUGGGAGAAGGCUGUUCACCAAGCACAGGCUUUGCUGUUGCUGGAGAGUCAGACAGUCCCUGCAGGCUGGGGUCUGGCUCCACCGAAGACAGAACCCCCAGUGGAUUUAAGCAGGAGAACCACAGCAAUGUCAUGGACUACCAGAAAAGCAAGCACCCAUGCUCAAAAAGCAGCAUCAUCUACUUCCAAGAUGGACAGGGACUAUAAGAAGACUUUCUAGAAGCCACCAUCUAACACACAUAGGGGCAACUGAUUCAGUGGCAGCUCAAUUCCAAGUACU